AUGUGUAGAGACGAGGAGAAAUCCUCUCUCCGCAUCUUCCAUACCAGGUUGGUUCCUUUCUUGGUGGUGAAGGUUGUUGCGUUCGGCGCACCCAUCACCGCUGGGAGACACCACCCGCCGCAUCGGUGCUUCCCCGGGCCCCCCAACCUCUACGUUGGACCCCGGUGGCUGCCCCGACGCGGUGCCCGAAGCCCGGGGGCUUACGUCCCCGGCACUGCUGGAAUUCCUGGAGGGAGCCGCCCCGCGGAAUCCGCCGUUCGUCGGCGUUGUCCACGGGGUCUGGACCCUUCACCCGAGGGCCGUAUGCCGCAGCCAGCCAGCGCCCGCAAGGGCGUCUAG
This is a messenger RNA of Penicillium nucicola, 339 nucleotides long. RefSeq lists its product as uncharacterized. Bases 1 to 339 code for a protein of 112 amino acids. Lineage: Eukaryota; Fungi; Ascomycota; Eurotiomycetes; Eurotiales; Aspergillaceae. The transcript has 2 exons. The record is from RefSeq and is a predicted model, not a curated record.